ACCUUGAUGCUUUCGAUGGACAACUUCCGGAUGUAGAGUUAAAGCAUGAACCUCAAGAUUUACAGCAUGGAAAUGGUCAAAUGGGGAAGCUCUCAGAUGAGACUUAUGAAAAAGUUCACAAUUUACAAGUAACAAUUAAUGAACUUCGAGAAGAACUUGAAACAUUACGACCUACAGUUCAUGGACUUCGAGACGAACUUGAAACAUUACGAAUUAUAGCUGAUGAACGUGAAGAAGAAAUUGGAAGAUUACGACCUAUAGCUGAUGAACGUGAAGAAGAAAUUGGAAGAUUACGGCCUAUAGCUGAUGAACGUGAAGAAGAAAUUGGAAGAUUACGGCCUAUAGCUGAUGAACGUGAAGAAGAACUGCUUGAAAAUGAAGACAAUUACGACCUUGAUGCUUUCGAUGGACAACUUCCGGAUGUAGAGUUAAAGCAUGAACCUCAAGAUUUACAGCAUGGAAAUG
Auanema sp. JU1783 is the source of this 465-nucleotide messenger RNA. The record is from the annotation of a GenBank genome assembly. NCBI's taxonomy places the organism in Eukaryota, Metazoa, Nematoda, Chromadorea, Rhabditida, Rhabditidae.